ACCAAAACCACUGUUCACUGAAUUUCAAAGUCACAAGGUUUCAGUUGGUCUAACCAAGAUUCUUUAAGUCCCCUGUUACCGUAAUUCUUGUCCCCAAACUACCCGAAGUCUGACUAAAGACUGUCAUUACGCGGUGAAAAGGAGUCAAAACACAAUUUUACAGAUCCGUGUGGCUUUCGAGCACAUUCCUCCAAGAUGAGUUUCUCGAAUUUUCGACAUAACUUGGUUGAACGUGAACGACCUGCUGCCACCACUAAAUAGCCAAGGCAACGGGCACUCCAAAUGCCAACACCAUCCUACCUCACAUUAAGGAGAUGUUGUGGGAAAGUAAUUGAGCUUGUACCCUGCGAUAGGCAUCCUACCAAACCGCAACAGCAUCCGUGCGCGCUAACACCCCUGCCCACUCACUCAGUCUCACCCCAGGACCAAGUCCUCUGUGACUAACUAACCCCUUCCCGGUGGAAUGGAGACCGUUGGGCAUAGCGAGAUGGCUUUGACAGACCUGUCCUGGGCGCCCGUGCGAUUGGAGGGAACGGAGCUUCUGGCCAAAGCCUGGUUCGGGGACACGCAGUACCGCGUGCUACUGAGUGAUCUGCGCUGCGUCUGGGAGGAGGACAUGCGCGCGGACGUCAUAGCAGACAGAGCUCAGGAGCUGAAUAAAAGGUUGCGUGCACCGGCUGACGCUGUCUUCUCCCACCUGCGUAGUGUGGCGCUGCCUCUUUUGUCUGGCCAAUCCCACGACACCACCGCCACCGCCACUGCAACUGCAGCCCACUUCACAGUCCAUAGUCAUGACGACAGGCUCACAGUGCGGCUCAAGAGUGAGCUGGUGGGGGUGCCAUUCCACUGGGAGUUCCGCCUCCGCCCCGCCCCUGUCACAGUGGUGUGCAAGCAGCUAGUGCGCCCUCUGCUGGUGAUGACCCGGUUACUGCAGCGGCAAGUGACAGAUCUGAGUGGGCUACUGGGGAGGAAGGAUGCUGAGAUCCAGGAUUAUAAGGAGAACGGAGCCACACUGACCAGAGAAAGGCUACUGACUGAUGCGUUUGAUGAGGACAGAUACAGACAGAACUUCCUUUCACAGAUGCUACCUCAGCUGGGUGCCUUACAGGAGUGCGUUGACUUCGGUCCGGAGCUGCAGGCGUUAUACACGGCCGUUAGCUGCAGCAGUAGCACUCAGAGAGGAGGAGGCGGCGCACGCAAACGCCGACGCUCCAGCAGCUCAGCACACACACCUACAGAAGAGGAUGACGAUGCAACACUCAUACCGGACCAGGCGGCUGGAGCCAACACACACAUGCACCAAGAUGCAGGCGUCCGCGAUGCAGGCAUCAGGAGCAGCUCAAGUCAGAGCCUGACACCCAGUCUGUUGGACCAGAACCCUGAGGAACGGGGCAGUAGGGGGGCGAGUGGAGAACCUCAGAACGCAGAGGGCGAGCAGACGGUGCCCCAGAUGCCUGUGCCUUCCCAUCGCCCCGCGGCACCUGCCGCCCUGGCUCGGCCCAAGAAGAAGAAGGAGAAGGGGCUGUUCCGAUGAUGGACGGGAGAGGAGGGUGGGGGUGUGGAUAGGGAUAGAGAUAGGGAUGGGGUCAGUCCAGUCGGCUGAGGAUCUCAUCUCAAUCAUGCACUGGAUAAAACACUUACUAUGGACGGACAUAGGGACUGGUAACGGCUCCUCAAACACACCCUUUCUUUCUUUUACACACACACACACACACACACACACACACACACACACACACACACACACACACACACACACACACACACACACACUAAAGUCAGGACAAAACUGUCCCUUUUUUUACAUGAUUGAAGCCUAAGGGUGACUGUCUGCCCUGUCCAAAUACUUUUCUAUCUUGUCGUUUUUAUUAUUUUAUUUUUUCCUACAUCUACAAUGUGUGUAAUUUUUAUGUGUUUUUGAUAGGGUGUCUUGAUUUAUUUUAUGUGACUAUGGUGUUAUAUAAUAAAAAUGCAUUUCAAAUGUUUGAA
Molecule: messenger RNA, 1989 nt
Organism: Engraulis encrasicolus (European anchovy)
Lineage: Eukaryota; Metazoa; Chordata; Actinopteri; Clupeiformes; Engraulidae
Gene: nhej1
Product: nonhomologous end-joining factor 1
Exons: 7
Coding region: 464-1534 (356 amino acids)
Biological process (GO): double-strand break repair via nonhomologous end joining
Cellular component (GO): DNA ligase IV complex; nucleus
Molecular function (GO): DNA end binding
Source: RefSeq, a predicted model, not a curated record